This is a messenger RNA of Oldenlandia corymbosa var. corymbosa, 3189 nucleotides long. NCBI's taxonomy places the organism in Eukaryota, Viridiplantae, Streptophyta, Magnoliopsida, Gentianales, Rubiaceae. The record is from the annotation of a GenBank genome assembly.
GCACGUUUAAUUUGUUUGUGAAAUUUCGUGAAUGAUUGCGCUAGCUCCCAGUUCACCCCUCCCUAUGUUUAUUUGCAUAUAUGCUUUAUAAAUAGGCUCGCCACCACUUUCGAGUUUGCCCACCACCACCCCUUUUCUUUCUUUCGAUCACUCUCUUCAUCUUUUUAAGCAAAAUACUAAAAUUUUCUGCGAGUUGCAAAAUACUGAACCCAAAAGUUGAAUAAUUUGUAAUAAAAUUAUUAAGGGCCGGUUUCCUAUUCCUAUCUAAUCAUCAUCAUCAUCAUCCUCAUCAUGGACAUGGACGCGUUAGCCGCUAACUUCCUAGCCGGAGGUCCGGCAGCCUUCAUCCGGCGCUCCGAUUUCGGCAAAGAUUUUGUCUUUGGUUCUGCUACAGCUGCUUUCCAGGUUCAUUUUCGCAAUGAAGAUUUCUCUGUUUGUUUGUUUGUUAGUCCUUGUAUGAUAUUAUUCUAUUUGUUUGUUUGUUAACUUCAUCUGUAUGAACUACAUUCAUUAGUCAUUACAGCAUUGCUGAUUUCUUCUAUAUUCAUGGAGCCAUGCAAAUUUACUUGAUGGACUUCGUUGACUUUUUUUUCCCCCCCCAGAUUGAAGGUGCUCCAGACAAAGAUGGAAGGGGAGAUUCCAUAUGGGAUGUAUUUGCUAAAGAAAACAGUCAGUCUUCCUCUUUCUCUCUCUCUCUCACUCACACACUCACACACUGAGAAAAACACGAAAAUGUUAUUAUUCUAUUCAAAUAAGUGAGGUACUUUUAAUUGUAUACAUAAAAAAAAAGUGGAGUGUUUUUCAAAAAAAAAAAAAGAAAAAGAAAGAAAAGUGGAGUGUAGAGAAACUGUGGAAUUUUAUGGAACCAUCACAUCACUUAAAAGACUACACGUAAGUACCAAUGUCCAAUUGUACAAGUGUCCGACAUUUACAUUUGGAUUAGUCUCUUCUUUUUGGUCCUAACUAAAAAAAUCAUCAAUUAUUAUGUCAAAAUGAAUCAAACACUACGCCAAAUAGUUAGUAAUUCAUUCUUUGAACAGUUGAAAUGGAAUUAGAUUGUUCACGGAAUUUUAUCGCAAACUUGCAGACUUAUUUCACCCCUAUCAUGAGGAUGCUGUCAAUCAUUAUGAGAAAUUUGAGGAAGAUGUAAAACUAAUGAAGGAGAUCGGGUUUGAUGCUUACAGAUUCUCAAUUUCCUGGCCUAGAAUUUUGCCAACUGGAAAAAUAGAGUCUCGCAAUCAACAAGGGAUUAACUAUUACAAGAGACUUCUGACCAAACUCAAAGAAAAUGGUAUCGUUCCUUAUGUGACACUUUUUCACUGGGAUCUUCCUCAAAAUUUGCAAGAUGAAUACAAUGGCUUCCUUGAUCGUAGAAUAGCGGAGGAUUUUGGUGUUUAUGCGGAUGUGUGUUUCCAAGAGUUUGGUGAAUAUGUUGAUCAUUGGAUAACAAUGAAUGAACCGUUUACUUUUGCCUAUUCGGCCCAUGUGGACAAAGUUCAUGCUCCCGGUUUAGGAACAGUAAAAGACCAUCUCUUUGGAACCGGAACCACCGAUACAGCAAAAUCAACAAAAACGGAAGAAUCUAGUAAUGCUGUUGAUAAUGGGGUUGAUGCUGGUGCUGACGAGGAUGACGACGAUGAUGACGGAGGUUCCAUCUUCCAUCCUUCUCGGUCAACGGUUCACCCGAAAUCAACCCGAAACAAAGUGAUGGUUUUCAAAGCGACCGGUUCAUCUUGGGCAUCGGAAGCUGAAUAUAUCGAUGAAUUUGCGUACCCAUACAUUGUCACACAUAACCAGCUUCUCGCACAUGCUAAGGCCGUGGAAAUAUUCAAACAGAAAUAUCAGGAUCCUGCUAAGAAGAAAAAAAUUGGAAUUACACUUGUAUCAAUGUGGUUUGAGCCUCGCAAUCCUGAUGAUGAGAAAGACAAAGCAGCUGCAUUAAGAGCCCUUGAUUUCUUCAUUGGAUGGUACCUUGCACCCUUGGUUCAUGGUGAUUAUCCUCAAAGCAUGAGAGAAUAUGUGAAUCCUGAUCAUCUCCCUAAAAUGGAUGAUGCCGACCGGAAAGCCAUUCAAGGAAGCUAUGAUUUUAUCGGUGUAAACUAUUACACUGCUCGAUAUGUAGCUCAUUCUGAACCAAAGGAGAAACACAAAAAGAUUGGGAGAAAUUACGUAACAGAUCAAAAACUCAAGUACUAUGAAUCACGCAUAGAGAACGGAGUUGAGGUUCCAAUUGGUAAAGAUAGGGGUGCUUCCGAGUGGCUCAUUUCAUAUCCGAAAGGAAUAUUGGGACUUUUGCUUUACAUCAAGGAGAAUUACAAUGAUCCACUGAUCUACAUUACUGAAAAUGGUAUUGAUGAUCAUGAUGAUGAUUCAGCAAGGCUUUGGACCUCAUUCUUUGACAGGAAAAGGGUGGCACAUAUCCACGAUCACCUAAUAUAUCUCUUGGAAGCAAAACGCCAAGGGGUCAACGUGAAGGGAUACUUUGUUUGGUCACUCUUAGAUAAUUUCGAAUGGAAUAAUGGUUUCCAUGCUCGAUUUGGGCUCGUCUACAUUGACUACAACAACGGAGCAAAAAGGCAUCCUAAGCUUUCAGCGGCGUGGCUGAAGCGAUUCCUAGCCGAAAAUGGCGUCUCGCCUGCGCCGGGAUCUUCCGGCAACAGCGGUAUUCCAGUUGACAGUGGUGUUGGCGCCAACAACAAUAAUAAUCAAACUUCAGCCCAAACAAAUUCACCUGGAAAUUGCUUCUCUCCAAUUUUCGUCACCUUUAACGGCAUAAAGGAUGUGUUUGCUCAUUUUUUCUUGAACCUCUUUUGAUUAGGUUUUUUUGUGCAAUAGUGGUUGGAGUAGUGGUGCUUCUGGUAUAAAGUGGUUUAUAAUAUGUGGGAAAUUAAGGUGAUCUGGUGGGAUUUCAUCAAGAAGAUUUUGUGAGUGUUUUUGUUAGUUUACUAUGUUCAUUUUUCCUUGCUUGGAAUUGAAACAAUAAAGUUUAUAUAUUUAAUUUGUAAAGUUAACUUUCUUGCGUGAUCUUUUAUGGAAUCAUUUUGGUAAUGGUUUUGGUUCCAUCUGGGAUUUUCCUGAUAGUUCCAUUGUGCCUUUGAUUAUCAUCCAUCAAAAGAAGAAAAAGGUCCUUUCCUUGGUGGCAACAACAUUAAUCAUGAGUACUCUUUGGUGAAAUUAUUUCAUUUUUUC